AUGCAGUUCAAGCUUUUCGUUGCCCCUCUCCUUGUCGCCCUGGCCAUGGCUGCUCCUUCUUUCGAGGACGGCCAUCUCGCCAAGCGUACCUGCGGCACCCUUACCGGCGAGAAGUUGAGGAUCUGCCAGGAGGCUUGCAAGGCCCUCUGUAAGGCUGGAACUGCGGGCAUUGCCUCGGGUCUCUGUGAGAAGGCUUGUGACCUUGGUCCCAUGAAGCGUGAGGCGGCUCCCGAGCCUGAGCCUGAGCCCUCUUUUGGACAAAAGGCCUGUGAUGUUGCUUGUGACGUUGCGUGCAAUUCUACUGUCCUCGCUCUGGAGCAGAAGAAGUGCAUUGAGAAAUGCGUAAGUAUUAUCGGCGUUCGUUUCUCGGUUUCAGCUGUGCUAACCGGAUUUAAUCACUACAGAAGGCCAAGUGUGACAACUAGACUUUGGGGUACAAAUAUGCUGGCCUUAGCCUCUGGACAAUCUCUGUACUUUGAAAUUUGUUACAGUAGAUGGGGUGGUAAUCGUAGUGGGGGAACAUUGGAUGCUUGA
Messenger RNA from Aspergillus bombycis, 534 nucleotides. RefSeq lists its product as uncharacterized. NCBI's taxonomy places the organism in Eukaryota, Fungi, Ascomycota, Eurotiomycetes, Eurotiales, Aspergillaceae. The transcript has 4 exons. The record is from RefSeq and is a predicted model, not a curated record. Bases 1 to 534 code for a protein of 177 amino acids.